Aspergillus vadensis CBS 113365 is the source of this 1551-nucleotide messenger RNA. RefSeq names its product ribosome biosynthesis protein RRB1. The transcript is spliced from 5 exons. Gene Ontology annotation, molecular function: protein binding. NCBI's taxonomy places the organism in Eukaryota, Fungi, Ascomycota, Eurotiomycetes, Eurotiales, Aspergillaceae. The record is from RefSeq and is a predicted model, not a curated record. The coding region runs from base 1 to 1551 and encodes 516 amino acids.
AUGUCCAAGAGAUCCGCCGACGUUUCCGACGAGCAGAACGCCGCCCUCAAGGCUGGUGAACGUCCCGUCGUUGAUGCCCCUCCCGACGAGGUGGGGGAGUUCGAGGACGAAUAUGAAGAUGAGUUCGAGAGUGAAGAUGAGGUCCUCGAAGCUGGUGUAGAUGGUCGGCCUGAUGCCGAACGGGAGGAGGAAGAGAAAGCCAUACUGACCCCGACUGGUUCUUCAGAUGCAAUGGAGGUAGACAAGCAGACUUUCAUUCCCGGAAGGACAAAAUUGGCACCCGGAGAGGUCCUCUCUCCUGAUCCGUCUACGUACGACAUGCUGCACACUCUCAGCACCCCGUGGCCCUGUCUAUCGUUCGAUAUCGUGCGCGACUCCUUGGGCGACAACCGCAAGACUUACCCCGCUACUGUCUACGCCGUGACGGGCACACAAGCUGAGGGCAGACGGGCAAAGGAGAACGAAUUGAUGGUAUUGAAGCUCAGCGGCAUGAGCAAGAUGGACAAGGAGGAUGGCAUGGACUCGGACAGCGACUCCGAUUCGGACGACGACAGCGAGGCAAUCCUCGAACACAAGAGCAUUCCUCUCGGAUCGACAACCAACCGCAUCCGCGCCCACCAGACCCCCAACCAGUCCGGAGACUACUCCAAGCCCCCGCAGACUAUUACCGCUACGAUGCUCGAGAACUCCCAGGUCGUGAUUCACGAUGUUACCCCCCAUCUCACCAGCUUCGAUGUCCCUGGAACUAUUCUCCCUCCCUCCGCCAACAAGCCCCUGUCUACUCUCCGCAUGCACAAGUCUGAGGGAUACGCUCUCGACUGGUCCCCGCUGCAGCCCCUCGGCAAGCUGUUGACCGGUGACAACGACGGAUUGAUCUACGUGACGACUCGCACCGAAGGUGGUGGCUGGGUCACCGACACUCGUCCCUUCACCGGCCACAUGUCGUCUGUUGAGGAACUUCAGUGGUCCCCCAACGAGAAGAACGUUUUCGCCUCUGCCAGCAGUGACGGCAGUGUCAAGGUGUGGGAUGUUCGUUCCAAGUCGCGCAAGCCUGCUGUCGACGUGAAGGUUUCGAACACCGAUGUCAACGUCAUGAGCUGGUCCAACCAGACUUUCCACCUCCUGGCGACAGGUGCGGAUGACGGACAGUGGGCCGUCUGGGAUCUGAGACACUGGAAGCCGAAUGCCGCGGGUUCUCAGACCACAGCCUCCCCUGUCGCUUCGUUCGACUUCCACCGCGAGCCCGUGACGAGUAUUGAGUGGCACCCGACCGACGACAGUGUCGUCGCAGUCGGAUCCGCCGACAACACGGUCACUCUGUGGGAUUUGGCCGUGGAAUUGGACGAGGAGGAGAACCGCGAGGCGGGAAUGCAGGAAGUUCCGCCGCAGCUACUGUUCGUGCACUACACGGAGUCCGUCAAGGAAAUCCACUGGCAGGCCCAGAUGCCCGGUACGAUCAUGGCUACGGGUGGUGCUGGAUUUGGUGUGUUCAAGACAAUCAGUAGUUUGAUUACAAUGAUGAAGCAUGAUGCCUAUGUCUUUGGUCUGUAG